Messenger RNA from Haliotis rufescens (red abalone), 691 nucleotides. RefSeq lists its product as uncharacterized. The transcript is spliced from 4 exons. Bases 110 to 604 code for a protein of 164 amino acids. Lineage: Eukaryota; Metazoa; Mollusca; Gastropoda; Lepetellida; Haliotidae. The record is from RefSeq and is a predicted model, not a curated record.
UUGGCAUAUGUUGGUUCUCAUACCGACAACUAUUUCCGUUUAUCAGCGAUCAAAGAGUUCACACACUCAGGUCGUCAGGACAGCUUAAAUCCAAACAACAGAUUUCUCAAUGUUGCUACCGAUUCUUCUCUCCAGUGUGUCUCUGGCGCUUGGUCAGUUCCUGUUUGCUUCCAAUGCUCAAAUUUCCUAUCGGAGAGGGUUCCAGUUUGAGUACCACCCUAACACGCAUCUCCUGACUGUGAAGAAUACAUAUAGUUGUUAUUUUGUUGGAACGGACGAUAGCCUGAGGACCAGGAUCCAGGAUAAACACAGCAGAGAAACACUACAGGACGAAUUAAUUGGAUUCAUUCACAAUAACAAACACAUAGCAAGGACAAGCCUUGUACAAGCUGACAUCGCCCACAACGACGCAGCAGCGACAUCCGGCUGUGUUGGGAACAGCUUGUAUGAACUGAAAUAUCCGUCAGAGGGCACCACCACCACUCAGGGGCAGACAACUACGAAACGCACUACUCAGGGAAAGACAUCUUUUCCGACAACACAGAGAUCAACGACACAUGCCGUAACCAUGGCACGACGUCAACGGAAAGUUGUUGUAUUAUAAAUAUUUAAGAGAGGAUGUCCACGAUGAAUCGUUGUCGUUGUUUUUGUAGAAAAUAAUGAAUCGAAUAUUAAAUUUCUUUGAACACGU